Molecule: messenger RNA, 1468 nt
Organism: Amoebophrya sp. A120
Lineage: Eukaryota; Dinophyceae; Syndiniales; Amoebophryaceae
Source: the annotation of a GenBank genome assembly
AUGCUUCGCAGUAUCUGUCGCAGGGCAUCUCUUCCGACGAGCCGAAAUCAAAAACUUACUUUGUUUCCUUCCUCCACCUUGACGUUGUUGAAUAGCGAUAUUUACAAUUUCGCUGGACUUCUACAUCUACUACCCUCACCAAUUCUUCGUGGCAUAAGGGCAUCGGAACUUCUGGUCGGAGGUUCAACUACAUCAAAAGGCGCUUUGGCAGGACAACAACAUCCUGCAGAUCUUGUUCAUCCGUCAGCGAGUAAAAGUUCUCGUCGGCAACACGGUACCGCAAGAACCCGAGAAAGCCGCGGGCACGAAGAAGACCGCACAAGAUUUUCAUCAACUCGCACUCCUUUAUCAUUAUCCCACCAAAAGCGCACGAUGAGCAGCACUACGCGUGGGCCGGAUUUCCAGGCGAGCAAGGUGACGGAGCCGGAGUGGGAGAAAACUGCGAAGGAUCCAAAUGCGCUGCUGGUGGACGUCCGCACGCCGGAGGAGUUUGCGGAAAAGCAGGUGCCCAAUUCGGUCAACAUCUCUAUUCGGAUGACAGACGAUCCGAUCGCGGCCUUCAACGCCGCUAGUCAAUUGCUGCCUGCGGACGACAAGGCAAAGCCGAUUCUGGUCUACUGUGCGGUGGGUGGACGGUAUCCCAGGAAAAAAGUGAUACAGUUACACAUUUGUUGGAGUUUCUGCAUCACAAAGUUGCUCGACAUGCCAAAGCAAACCUGUGAUGCGCAGACUAUAAGGGAAAACACGAAUUAAAUGAGGCUGCCAAGCAUGUCCUGCAUGACAAAGGUUGCCUGUCUUGCUUGUUUCGCAACACAGUGUGUGACUGUAACACUUUUUUCUUCGCAUAGACGGGCGCAGAGGGCCGCGGACGCCUUGAGGGAACUCGGGUAGUCGCUACUUAUCGUUAAUAGGGAUAGGCAUUACAAAAGUAUCGCACUAGUAGAAAUAGCAUGACAAGUUCUUCCAGAAGGAAAAACGAAUGAUAAAUUUGUAUUGCUAUACGUGAAGCUAAGAAGCCAGAUCUGUCAUGCUGUAGUACUGCGAUGGCACAGACACGAUCGCUGAAAAAAUUGUUGAACAAAUGAAACCAGGUAUUCAAAUGUGAAGAAUGGCGGUGGGAUAUCAAAAGGAAAAAUCCCCCCUCCCCAUAUCAAAACGGAAAUCUGUAAUGCAGAUUUGUUGUCACAAAUCAGCUUUGUCAUGCUACACGGGAAAAGAUGCGGACUGUAGUGCUGGGUGGCGUGGCGAAGCCUUGCAUCUUCAGCAUGAGAGGAGGCAUCUGAGAGUGGGAAACAGCAUGACAAAUUGUCUGCAAACGAGGCAACGGCUGCGGCUCUUGGCCUUCUAGCAUGACAAAUCGAUUUGUGACCUCAAAUAAAGCAUCACAAAUUUCGUUUUCGAUAUGGGGAGGGGGGAUUUUUCCUUGCGAUAUGGGAUCGAUGAAGUGAAAGAAUUGGUUGUUGGAUGA